Messenger RNA from Hibiscus syriacus, 399 nucleotides. RefSeq names its product 31 kDa ribonucleoprotein, chloroplastic-like. Lineage: Eukaryota; Viridiplantae; Streptophyta; Magnoliopsida; Malvales; Malvaceae. The record is from RefSeq and is a predicted model, not a curated record. Bases 1 to 399 code for a protein of 132 amino acids. Gene Ontology annotation, molecular function: mRNA binding. Gene Ontology annotation, cellular component: cytosol. The transcript has a single exon.
AUGACGGAUGUUGACCAAGAUGGAACCAAGGAGUUCACCAAAAAGGGGUGUUCCGAUGACAAUUCUACUGCAGUAGUAAGAGGAAAGAGAAUCGGGUUUCAUAAUUGGUGGAAAGAAGGCCACCCAAAAAUUCGUAAUGGGUACAGAAGCGGUUGCUUCACGUUAUUUAUCGAAAAUUUACCAGAGAAUAUCUAUUGGAAAAGGUUUGGAUCUUUAUUUUGCACUCACGGUCGGGUUAUUGAUGCCUUCAUUCCAAACAAAAGAAAUUCGAAAGGGCUUCGCUUUGGUUUCAUUCGUUUUGCAACAAUCGAAGAAGCAAGGAAAGAGAUCUCAGAAAUGAAUGGAUCUAAUAUCGAUGGGAGAAAAAUUAGGGUAUCUUUGGCUAAAUUCAAACCUUGA